Messenger RNA from Helianthus annuus (common sunflower), 710 nucleotides. Its product is annotated as protein FAR1-RELATED SEQUENCE 8-like. The record is from RefSeq and is a predicted model, not a curated record. The coding region runs from base 252 to 710 and encodes 152 amino acids. Lineage: Eukaryota; Viridiplantae; Streptophyta; Magnoliopsida; Asterales; Asteraceae. The transcript is spliced from 2 exons.
UAUAAGGCUGUUAUACAUGUAAGUUACAUGCGAAACCAUCAAAACUACGUAGUUUUGAUUAUACCCUCAUUUAAUUUUUAUAUUUUUAUAAAAGAUAUUAACUACUCUCCACAAAAAAAUACGUACUGUUUCAUUCCAAGAUCCUCAAUAUCUCACCCUUAUUCCUGCGAUUCCAAGUUCCAAACGAAGAUCUGCAACAAAGGUCGUUAAUCGAAUCAAUUUUGCAAUCCCAGUUCAUCAGACACAAUACGAUGGAUUUGGAAGUUCAGUUACAAGAGGAUGCUCAAGGGGAUGCUUCUGAAACAAAUCUAAUUAAUGAUAUAGAUGCAUCUGGGCGUGUGGUCAUUAAUAGCGGCUCAGAUGUUGAAACAGAGAAAAAAGACGAUGAUGAAAUAGAGAAAAGAAAUUACGUUGAAAUAAAGAAAAGUAACGAUAUUGACAUGGAUUUUGGAUUUGAGAAAGAGGAAAACAAUGAUGUCAUGGGAAAGGUUUUCGAUACUCCUAAUGAUGCAUACAAUUUCUACAAUCGCUAUGCUUUUUUACAUGGAUUUGGGAUACGGAUUCAUACAGCUUUUAAAAACAAGACAACAAAUGAGCCUUAUAGAAGACUAUAUGUAUGCAACAAACAAGGUUUUAAAGAUUUAAAGUCUAAGGGUUCUAUAGGAGAUGUGAAGAAACGUCGUAGGAAUUUAAUGUUGGAAAUUUUAUAA